GCUGGAGGCAACAGAACAUGAUACUGUUGCUAAUAACUGUCAGAUUGGGAUGGCUUGAUCCUAUAGUUUUUACCUGUGCAAUGUGGAGAAACCAUCCUGCUCAAGGACAGAUGAGUAGCCAACAUGGUAAUCGUCUUUUUUCUUUUGGCUUUAAUGCAUUACAUAUUUUCCUCUUCUAGAACCUAUUCAAUAGAAAGUACCAAAAUUAGACGGCAACUAGGCCUAAAAAACUGCUUGAGGACUUGGUCAUAUGAACAUAGACUAAGAGCUACUACUUGUCCCCAUAAAACAUAUAGGGAUAAUUACUAUCACCCUUGAGGUUAGUUCAAAAUUACUGUUUUCCCCUAUAUUUUAAAAAAUUACUUUUACCCCCCUAAUGUUUUAAUUUCAUUUAACUGAAAUCUCUUGUAUCUAAAUGUGAGGGAAAACUAUGAUUUUCCAAAAUACAGAGAGAACAGUAAUUUUUACUUUACCCCCAGGGGAUAAUAGUAGUUGUCCUAAAAAUAUAUGAUUCUGAAGAAUAUGCAGGUCCUAUCUAUGUAUAUAUAGGAACCAUUUCUGGUCAUCUGCCUCAAACCAUAUUUUAGAAAAGAAAGAAAAAAUCUGUUCCAGAUUACAAAAUGGCAACAGAUGAACAGCUGAAAUUUUCUCUUUUUUCAUCUGUCAUCUUGGCUCUUCUUCUUGCUGUAACAAGUGAUGGGUUCUCAAUUCAAGAAGCAACCAUAGCUGAUAUCCAACUUGCUUUUGACCAAAACCUACUCACUUCAAGGCAGCUGGUUCAGUUCUACAUUGUAGAAAUCCGUAGGCUUAAUUCAAUCCUCAAUGGAGUUAUAGAAAUCAAUCCUGAUGCCCUCUAUCAAGCUGAUACGGCAGAUUACGAGCGCAAGACUAAUUCAUCAGGUUCACGGUCUGGCCUGCAUGGAAUUCCUGUUUUGCUUAAGGACAACAUUGGGACCAAGGAUAAGCUCAACACUACAGCUGGUUCAUUUGCGCUGUUUCGAUCCGUCGUGGCUCGAGAUGCAGGUGUUGUAAUGAAGUUAAGGAGAGCAGGAGCUAUCAUUUUGGGAAAGGCUAGCAUGACUGAAUGGGCUGCUUUUAGAUCACUUACACUGCCAAAUGGAUUUAGUCCUAGAGGUGGACAAGGAAAGAAUCCUUAUGUUCUAUCGGCGGAUCCUUGUGGGUCAAGUAGUGGACCGGCAAUAUCAGUAGCAGCAAAUUUAGUAGCAGUGUCUGUAGGGACAGAGACUGAUGGAUCCAUUUUAUGCCCUUCCAAUGCUAACUCAGCUGUUGGUAUAAAACCAACAGUUGGUCUCACUAGCCGAGCUGGGGUUGUCCCUGUUUCUUUCAGACAAGACACUGUUGGGCCUAUCUGCAGAACAGUAUCGGAUGCUGUCCACGUUCUUGAUGCAAUUGUAGGUGUCGAUUACAACGAUGCUGCAACCAAGCAAGCAUCUCAGUACAUUCCAUAUGGUGGGUACAAGCAAUUUCUCAAGCCUUAUGGGCUCAAAGGGAAGCGGCUUGGCGUAGUAAGGAAUCCAUUCUUGAGCUUUGCCAGUAAAGCUGAGAGUCAAGCUUUUGGGUAUCAUCUGCAAACACUAAGGCAAGGAGGUGCAGUUAUUGUAGACAAUUUGGAAAUUGCAAAUAUAGAGACUAUCUUGAAUCCUAAUGCAAGCGGUGAAGCUGUGGCAUUGCUAGCUGAAUUUAAAAUAUCCUUAAAUGCAUACUUGCGAAUGCUGGUGGCUUCACAAGUCAGAAGCUUGGCUGAUGUUAUAGCAUUCAACCAAAAAUUUGUAGAUGUGGAAAAGUUGGAGGAAUUUGGGCAAGAUAUAUUUCUUGCAGCCCAAGCAACAAACGGAAUCGGCAAGGUAGAAAGAGCAGCAUUAUUAAACUUGGCCAAACUGACAAGAGAAGGAUUUGAGAAAUUGAUCUGGGACAACAAAUUAGAUGCAAUAGUGAGUCCUGGUGCAAGAAUUGGUCCUGUUCUUGCAAUUGGAGGAUUUCCAGGAAUCAAUGUGCCUGCAGGAUAUGAUGACAAGGGAGUCCCUUUUGGCAUAAAUUUUGGAGGACUCAAAGGUUCUGAACCUAAGUUAAUUGAGAUUUCUUAUAGCUUUGAACAAGCUACCAAGAUUAGAAAGCCUCCCUCUUUCAAGGCUUGAAUAUUUGUUUUCUGAAAAAACAAUUUAAAAUUAUGAAUUUUCAAAUGGGAAAUAAUUAAUAUUGUCUUGGUGUCA
Mercurialis annua (annual mercury) is the source of this 2231-nucleotide messenger RNA. Its product is annotated as probable amidase At4g34880. The transcript has 5 exons. Lineage: Eukaryota; Viridiplantae; Streptophyta; Magnoliopsida; Malpighiales; Euphorbiaceae. The coding region runs from base 621 to 2156 and encodes 511 amino acids. The record is from RefSeq and is a predicted model, not a curated record.